Molecule: messenger RNA, 195 nt
Organism: Penicillium psychrosexuale
Lineage: Eukaryota; Fungi; Ascomycota; Eurotiomycetes; Eurotiales; Aspergillaceae
Exons: 1
Coding region: 1-195 (64 amino acids)
Source: RefSeq, a predicted model, not a curated record
AUGGACUUCGGCCGAAGGAUUGUCCCGUUUGAUCCCAUCAUCGCACAAGGACAAUCCGAUUCCAGAUAUGGAUAUAACGGCCAGGAACUGGAUAGGACCAGCGUGGUACCCCACCCCACGCUCGAGAGCUUGUUGAUCCGCUCCGGAUCGCAGGCUGCUCACAUGGGGAUCUGGAUUCGUACCAAGGGCUUCUGA